GGUGUUUCGUUUAAAACUGAUUUUCCAUCCACAACGGUGAAACAAAACAAUAUCAUUCAAUCGAAAGAAAUGCUAUAGGUGUUUCUAUGUUUUAUGGGUAACAAAGCCGUUAGUUUGGGGAUAAAAAACCCUCCCUUAGAUCGCUACGAACAAGAGCAAAAAGCUGUUGAUUCGACGAGCGACUGUUGACAGAGUAUACUAAUUGGAAAACCGAUUCCAAACUAAAGGUGCAAGGUGUGUGCGCGGAAAGCGAAUAUUGUGCGCGAUUUCCGGUCGAAUUUCAAGUUUGCGUAGUGUGGUAAAGGGAACGUACAGCGGGCAUGUAUGAAAUUUGCUGUGUCAAUGGCACCGAGGCCCAGAAUUGUGCAUAAAAUUAAGGUACACAUCCGGUGACAGCAUUACGCACUCUCGCAUUCGCUCGCACCACAAUGGUUAUUUUCCGGUCAGUUUAUUUGUGUGCGAAGCGAUUGCGACCGUAGGUGCCCUGGAGGGCGAACGAAAUCGUCGUACCGAGUAUAUGGCGUGUUUCCGUUUUCCGCCCGAGCUGCGCCCCACACAAUGUCCCCGUGUCCCGCCCGGGGAGGGGGGGAGAUGAGUGUAAAACAAUUAAAUUUUCAUGCUGGUGAUGCGCUGUGAUGUGGAAAUCAGCUUCGUCCGUGCGGUUUGUGGAGUGAAAACAACGGUGUGAAAAUGGUUGCACACUUUGGCGAAAAUUAAAACCAGGAAAAACCAAAAAACCCUGUCCUGGGUGCGUGGCAGCGGGCGGGCGAGCGGAGAAUAAAAUCAAACACCAAACAAAGUCAGCAAAGCCACCGCGUGUGGUGCCGUGUGUGUGCGGGAUAUUCCCGUCCCGCUUCGUAGAACAGGGAAAAUCAACACUGCACACUGAACACACGGCGAAAAUGAAAACGAAUUUCCUUUCGCUACAAUACGUGCAGGUCGGAUGCUGGGUGAAAUAGCGCGUGCAGUGGAUGGGCUGGCGACUGAACCGCAGUGUGUGUGUAUGUGUGUGUUCGCCGAGAAGAUUCCGACGCUCACGCAACGGCAUUGUCACCGUUAAAGGGCGUGCCUUUGUUUGCAUGCUGAGGUUAAUACAUUUAAUGCUUCAUUAAACAACAACUGAUUGCUGCUGGUUGCAAAGCCACAAACCUGUUUAUUGGAACGAAGGGAGCCGCCCACCUAUCAACCGCUCCCAGCCCACCUGGCAAUCGGGGGCCCGCUGGAAAUCAAACCGACCGAGCGCGGGUGUACCACCGAGCAACGGUCUGCUAUUCCGUGCCCGAUUUGUACUUGUUAUAUGAGGGUUUGUGUGUGUUUGGAUUAGUUCAUCAUGACCACCAGGGGUAUUAGAAGGAAAAAGUCGUACUUGGCGGAAAUCAAGGUGGCCGUCAUCGGAGCACCGUGUGUUGGGAAAAGUGCAUUAACCGUACGAUUUCUCACCAAACGAUACAUUGGGGAGUAUGACCAUCAGGCAGAGAACCGGCACAAAUACGAAAUCAUGGUCGAUGGAGAAGCUGUCCUGUGUGAGAUAUGGGAUACAUGCCCAAAGAUUGAAGAAAACGCGGAAGCCCUCUCGUUAACCGCCGGUUCCGAGACGGUACAGUGGGCGGAUGGGUUACUGCUCGUCUACUCCAUCACAGAUCGCGAUUCCUUUAACUUUAUACGCAAAGCGAAGGAGGAGCUGGCGGGCGAUAUGCCCGUCGCGCUAGUUGGCAACAAGGUGGACAUGGUGCAUCUCCGUCAGGUUAGCACGGACGAGGGUGAAAUACUGGCGAAAGACUUUGAGUGUAAGUUCUUCGAAAUAUCGGCCGCCGAACAUGUGUACCAGGUGGCGGAAGCAUUCCUCGAGCUGUGCCGUGAGGUGCUCACGGGAAAGCGGAAAUCGAAGCAGAGCUUCAUUGACAAGAUAGACCGCAUGCUGAGCGGUUCGCGAACGUACAACCGUGGGAAGAGUGAUAGCAUUUCCCCGAAAGAGUAGCGCGUUUCGGCGGUGCUGUGAUAAGGUGUGCACGGCAAUAACUUUUUGUGCAAUUACGCUGAAACUUUAAAUUGCCUAAUUGAUUCAGUACGCACCACACGCUUGUGUGUGUUUCUUUUUUGUCACGUUUCAUGUGAAACGGCACAUUGGCUCAUGGUAAUAUUAAACGCUCAGCUCGGGGAAAGGAAAAGUUGCCUCCUGUUUACCUUUGCCACAGAUUGAUUGAAUACAGUAUCGAAAAUUAAUUACUUUUAACACUGAAACUGAACGCAACAUGUAAAGGAAUUGUUG
Molecule: messenger RNA, 2269 nt
Organism: Anopheles moucheti
Lineage: Eukaryota; Metazoa; Arthropoda; Insecta; Diptera; Culicidae
Product: ras-like protein family member 11B
Exons: 4
Coding region: 1331-1978 (215 amino acids)
Molecular function (GO): GTP binding; GTPase activity
Source: RefSeq, a predicted model, not a curated record